AUGUCAGAUUACGAUAGUCCUGACGGUGAUUUAGACCCAGUUUCGCGUAUUGGCAUAUACAAUGGACCUCGAAAUGAGAAAGGUCAAAGGCACGGUUUUGGUGAGGCCACGCUAAGAAAUGGAGAUGAAUAUGUCGGCGAAUAUUGCGAAGGCAAGAGGCAUGGAUUUGGAAAAUACAAAUUCAAGAAUGGAGCAAGGUAUUGAGAUUGUGUUCUAAUUGAAAGAAUUUGAACUGUUCGUUGAAAAUAAAUUGGCAACAUACUAAAAUUAAAGAGAGUUUACAUAAUUAUGUUCCCUUGUAACUAUAAGAGCCAAUUGAUCCUUUUCAUGGCUCCAUAUAUAUACUGUGUAAUUGGCGCCAAUCCAGGCUUUUUGAAACCCAUAGCUAUACGUAUAUACAUUAGACUAUGAGCCAAACCUCAUGAUUUUUCAACUUGCUUUUGAUUAAAUCCGCUAAAACUGCUAAAACUAAUGCAGCUAGUAUUUGCAAUUUACACUGUUUGAGGAUUCUAAAGCUGAAAUAACUCAAAAUUAGUAUUUUAUAAUCGGAAUAUUUAAUUUUCUGAAGUUUUUUAUGGUUGUAUAAUCUGUACUUUGCCAUACACGUACUCGACGAUUCAUUGUUUUGACAUAUAUCAUGAUAUUAAUUUAAUAAUCAAAUUGAACGACUAUUCAACCUAAUAUUUAUCCUCGAGAAAAAUUAAACAAUUAUUUCUGUAAAUUGGGACUUUAAGAUUGACGCUUACGGCAAUUAAUUUCGACACCUAAAAUAGGUUAAUUUACACCUCCAGUUUAGUGCACAAGUUUGGUUUCCCUAUCUUAGAACGGCUAUAGAACAAACUUAUAGUUGCAGGGAGAUAGAACAAAUUUUUGAAUGGUUUUGUAGAUCGCAAAUUUUAUACCGUUAGUUACACUUAACCUGCAGCAGUUGCGAAAAAUGCAACUAUAACCUUACUGAAAGGAAUUGAAUCUGGUCUAAUAAAUGCAUAUAUAUACAAAUGUGGUCUAAUAAUGUUUAGUUCUAAUAAUGUAUAAAAUUUACACUUGAAAAUUUACACUUUGGUGUAACUCAUUUCGUAUUAUCCCAGGUAUGAAGGCCAGUAUGCUCGUGGAAUUAAAGAAGGCAACGGAAUAUUUAUCUAUCCAGAUGGAUCCAAGUAUGAAGGGCAAUGGCAAGGUGGAAACCGCAGUGGGCAAGGAAAAUAUACAUACGCUAAUGGUGACUGGUAUGAGGGGGGAUGGAAACAAAACAUGAAGGACGGACAAGGAGAGUAUUAUCACAAACAAACUGAUACAAAUUAUAGAGGUACAGUAUAUGCUUUCAAAUGCUUUUUCCUUUUCUUUUGAGAUUAUUAUUCUUUCAUUUCAUUUCUAAAUAUUGCUCUUUUUUAAUUAUUCCAUAUUCUGCAUCUAACAAAAUCUUUGUUCUUUUGUUAAUUAAUGUGUUUAAUUGUCUGUCCAGUUGGAUCCAAAACGCGUUUAGAAAAUAUGGUUAUAGAUUAAAUUAUAAAUUUGUUUAAUUAAUGUGUUUAAUUAUCUAUACGCAUGGAUCCAAAUUGCCUUUAUAAAUAUGGCUAUAAAUUCAUUAACACUUCAGAAUUACUCAGACCAAUUUGAACUAGGGACACGCACAUUAUGCUGGAAUUUCUUUUAGAAUAAUAGCGGAUUUUUUCGAAACCGAGAAUAAUAGGCAAAAGCGCGAAUACUAUGGAAACGUGUCUGUAUGACGUCAUCGUGCCAAGUAACGCAAAUUCCGUAAUUAGCAUAUGUGCCAUCCGCCCAUAGACUGGCGCCGGGCCGUGCAUGUGUGUACCGUCUCUGAAGUCUGAAUACAUCGUGUACGUAGAAGUUUGGACUAAUAACUUUAUGCAAUAUUUUUUUCUUUAACCAUUAUGAAAAUUUCUAAUGAAAUGAAAAUCUUGACGAAAUUUCCAGCCCCACAUCUAUUAUAUUAAUAAAGUUCUUAUUUUCUUCUGCACUUGGUUCGACUUGAUGUGGAAUAAUUUUGGGUAUAAUAGGGGAAAAUUUUAGGAGUAAUAGGAUAAAGUCAAAGGAAUUUUGGAAUGGAAUAAUGGGAACACUUUCGAGCAUAAUGUGCGUGUCCUUAAUUUGAACGUGCGGUACUUCUCACAUGAAAGAUGAGGUUGUUUGCUAGAAACGAUGCGUUAGGCCAAAACUACUGCUUAAAAAUUGAAACCAUGGACAUUUGAUCUAGCUGGCUAAAUAGAAUCAAAGUCUGAAUUAUAUUAUGAAGUUAAAUACAAGAUUUUUUCUUUGUUUACACAGGUUCAUGGUCAUCGGGAAGAAGAGAAGGAGCUGCGAAUGUAACGAACAAUCACUACACCUAUCAAGGAUAUUUCAGCAAAGACAUGCCACAUGGUCCAGGUAAAAUGUCUUUCCAGGGAUGUCGACAACAUGGUGAAUAUAUUAUGACUGAUAUAUUCGUAAGGAAUAACGGAAUGCUAGAAACGCAACAGGAACCAAUAUGGCGGUGUACUUCAUUGGAGUAUUCCGGAGAGAAUGCGCCUGUUCGGCAACUAAAACCUACCAAAUAA
Messenger RNA from Paramuricea clavata, 2555 nucleotides. The record is from the annotation of a GenBank genome assembly. NCBI's taxonomy places the organism in Eukaryota, Metazoa, Cnidaria, Anthozoa, Malacalcyonacea, Plexauridae.